AUGCUCGCAGGUUUUGGUACAACACUCUCCCUUGCAAAGAAGAAAAGCCCUCACUGGUUCAGUAAGGGUGCCACUGCCACAGCUUCCUUGCCAGAAAGUGGUGCAUCUCUUGCCUUGAGAGCUUUAGGUUGGGGUUCGCUGUAUGCCUGGUGUGGAGUGGGACUUCUCAGUUUUACUGUGUGGAAAGUACUUGGAGUACACAGUGUAAGUAUUUAA
This is a messenger RNA of Staurois parvus, 216 nucleotides long. The record is from the annotation of a GenBank genome assembly. Lineage: Eukaryota; Metazoa; Chordata; Amphibia; Anura; Ranidae.